Molecule: messenger RNA, 2591 nt
Organism: Spodoptera litura
Lineage: Eukaryota; Metazoa; Arthropoda; Insecta; Lepidoptera; Noctuidae
Gene: Alg7
Product: Alg7 dolichyl-phosphate N-acetylglucosaminephosphotransferase
Biological process (GO): dolichol-linked oligosaccharide biosynthetic process
Cellular component (GO): membrane
Molecular function (GO): UDP-N-acetylglucosamine-dolichyl-phosphate N-acetylglucosaminephosphotransferase activity
Source: RefSeq, a predicted model, not a curated record
UAAUUAUUAUGAGACGUCAAUUAUAGACGUCACGCUAAUGUCAACUAAACGAGAGACUUGACGUGUUGUUAAAAUACAAAAAUCCCUUUGCCGAUGAUACUUUUCUAACUAAUAUAACCUGAAAGAUGUGGGAAAUUAUAAUUCUUUUAAUAUUAUCUGCGGUGGCCUUCUUUAUAACAGAUGAAUUAAUACCUAAUCUUACAGACCUGUUUGUUAAAGCCGGUCUGUUUGGAAUAGAUUUAUGUAAAACUAGUAAGAAGAAAAUUCCAGAAGCUAUAGGUGUCAUAUCUGGUUGUGUCUUUUUAAUAACAAGUUUUUUAUUUAUACCCGUUGUUUUUGGCAAUGGCUUAAUGGACACGCAACACUUUCCUCACAAUGAAUUUGCUGAAGUUCUGGCUGGAUUGUUGUCAAUCUGUUGCAUGCUGCUCCUUGGGUUUGCCGAUGAUGUUUUAGAUUUGCGAUGGAGAUAUAAACUGUUAUUGCCAACAGUGGCAUCACUACCUUUGCUUGUAGUGUAUUAUGUUAACUUUAACUCUACUACUUUUGUAGUUCCAAUUCCACUGAGACAAUGGUUGGGAGUUUCCAUCAAUAUCGGUGUACUCUAUUACGUCUAUAUGGGAAUGUUGGCUGUUUUCUGUACAAAUGCUAUAAAUAUACUGGCUGGUGUCAAUGGGCUUGAAGUUGGGCAGUCUGUAGUUAUAGCAUUAUCAAUCAUUCUUUUUGAUAUAAUUGAACUGAAAGGAGAUCAGUUUAAAGCUCACACAUUCUCUUUACAUAUAAUGAUUCCUUACCUGGCUACAACAUUAGCAUUGUUAAAACAUAAUUGGUAUCCUUCCAAGGUGUUUGUAGGAGAUACAUUUUGCUAUGUUUCUGGAAUGACAUUUGCAGUUGUAGCUAUAUUAAGUCACUUUAGUAAGACAGUUUUACUGUUUUUCUUGCCACAAAUUAUAAACUUUUUAUACUCGGUGCCUCAACUAUUCCACAUUAUUCCAUGUCCAAGGCAUCGUUUACCAAAAUAUAGUGAGGAGACUGAUUUACUUCAUGCAAGCAGAACAAUAAUAGUAAAAAAGGAAAUGACUGCACUAACUAAAUUAAUACUUCGUGUCUUAACUAUGUUACAUCUUAUUGAUAAGAUUGAAGAUGAAGAAAGUAUAACUAUAAACAAUAUGACACUUAUAAAUUUAUUUUUAAUAAAAUUAGGGCCAAUACCUGAAGUACAAUUAACUAAAAAGCUUAUGAUGUUUCAAGGUUUUUGUACAGGUGUAGCUUUCAUUAUAAGAUAUCCAUUAGCAUCAUAUUUUUAUGAUAGUUAAAAGUUGAUGAAAGUAAUGUAAGUUGAAUUAAGCACAUGACAUAUUGUAACCUUAUUAAUUCUUCAAGUUCUUGUAAUUAGACUGAUACUGCUGUACUAGGUAAGGGCGUGGCGAGACGCAAGUAGUGGUUGAUCAAUUACCAAUCUGAACCAAUUAAUAACCUCAGUGUGAAUUAAUAUUUUUUUACUUUAUUUUGUGCACUGCUACUUACAGCUUUGGGGGUUAAGGCACGAUGUUAUGUUUAUAUAUAGUAGCUCGUUAAUUUUCAUUUUAAAAUAUUUCUAAAUUUACCUACAAUAUUGCAAAUCCAUUAAUGUUGAAUGCUGAUAAAUACACAGGUUCAUGGAGUAUUUACGUAUUUCAUUUGAUAAGCAGGCAACAAUCAAAUUUGGACGUUGUAAUCUACAUUUUAUUUUAGGGAUGUAUUAUAUAAGAGGAUAGCCAAAGAUAAAAAUGAAUGUGAUAAAAAUAAUAAAUUUUCACAAUGUAAACAAUUUACAUUACCUCAUUCAUUGCUCUUUGUCUUAAUGGUACAUAGUUAGUGUUAUUUAGUUCCUUAAAAAUAGUAAUGGUUGUUAAUAUUUUUAUAUGUUGUUUAUUAAAUAUAUACAAUAAAUACUAAGGAAUAACAAAAUCACGUUAUUUAUUUUCGAUACAAUACAAUAAUUUCAUUCAUCACAUUUAUUAAUUAAAAGUUCACAUUUGCAGCAAAUGUCUUUUUACAUGGAUUUUGUAAGUGUGUAAAAUAGAAAACUAGUGACUGCACUAGUUUAUAUCUAUAAGUGGUACACCUAACGCCCUUAUUUCACUUGUUAUUACUUCAACAGAAUCAAAUAAAUUAGGCACAAGAUUUUUUUAUACUACAAAUAAAAUAAAUCAAUUAUAAUAUAAAUUACUUAAUGAUUAUUAAUUUUAUUUAAGUUUUUAUUGAAACGAAUAAAGCUCCAUUCUUCAGUUUAUUAAUUAUAGAUCACCAUCAGGUUUUCGUACUCUAAAUAAAAUGUAUGCUCCUUUUCAAAAUUAUAAUAUAAAUACAACUUAAGUAUCGUUAAAGUCAAGUACCUAUGUUCUGUAAUAACAUUGAAUUAAGAUAUUCACUCUGCAAUGUUUGGGCAGUUUUAUAAUCUGCUCUAAGCAUCAAAUAGCUUGCAUGGUUGCAUGUUAUAUUUGUUUUGCUCAAUCAUACCAUGAUAAUUUGGAAUAUAUACACCGUGAAAUCCGUUUCAUUUUCGUCCCGAAGUAAAAUGGUUAUGUCUUGGUAAUACAAUAGUUUUACAA